GGAGCGCGGCUCUCCGCCUCUCUCUUUCCUCGGCGCGGGGCGUCACGCGUUGAGCUUCCUGGGUGACUCGCGGGCGGCGGCGGCGGCGGCGCAGCGGAUCGGGCCGGGAGAGGCGCCCGCCGCGGGUCCGCCCCGCCAGCCGCCGGGAGCCCCUCCUCGCCAGGCGGCCCGGCCCGGCCCGGCCCAGGUUUUGGAAGUAGCCCGAAAAGGUGAAUUCCAGAACAAAUGUGAUGCGUGGAGGCUUCUCGUUCCAGAUGCCCGUGGCCCCCCGGGUCGAACGGCCACCUCGUACUGGAGACUUCUCUACUGGAGGGACAUGCAAGAGAACUACGAGACUCUGAUCUCUCUGGCAGAAGAGAUGGCCAUCACCCUGCCCCGAAUCACUGCACUAGCUGAGCCCCACCGGAGAGGGUUGGCAUCAGGAUUUCCACUUUCUAAAUCUGAUCUGCUCUCCUGGAUGGAUCGAGAAGAUUCAUGGAUUCCAGAACUUCAGGGAUGUGAGGACAGGGCGAUGCCAACUCAUAUAAGCCCAGGGGAUGAAUUGCGAGGAAAGAAUGAACCUGUUCCUCCAGCAGUAUUUCCUAGCAAAACAGAUCUACAGGAGGGGGAUGUCCUAGAAAGGAAUCUAAUGGAGGCAGAGAGCCAACCAUCAGGGACAGGGCUGAGGGGCUCCCGAACAGACGGAAAGGAGCAGCAAGAGAAACCCCUCCCACAGACAAUGGUUGCUUCCAAUCCCCAGAUGUCCCUGAGGAAACCACCAGCCCAUGGCAAGAACCAUCAGUGCCCUGAGUGUGGCAAAAGCUUCAGCCAGAAGUCCAACCUUCUCCGGCACCAGAGGCUGCACCUGGACCAAAGACCCCACAAGUGCGACCAGUGUGAUAAAAGUUUCUCUGAGGCCGAGGCCCUGGCCACGCACCACAAAGGCCACGCAGGCAACAAGCCGUACAAGUGCGAGGAAUGCGGGAAAAGUUUCAGCUGGACCUCGCACCUGGAACGGCACCGGCGGAUCCACACCGGGGAAAAACCAUUCCAGUGCAAGGAGUGUGGGAAGGCCUUCAGUGUUGGAUCGCAUCUGGAGAGGCAUCGGCGGAUCCACACCGGGGAGAAGCCCUAUCAGUGCAAAGAGUGUGGGAAGAGCUUCAGCGUCAGCUCCACCCUGGUCCAGCACCAGAGGACUCAUGCGAAUGACAAACCCUACCAGUGCGAGGACUGUGGGAAGGGCUUCACCCUUGGAGCCAACCUGGUGGCUCACCAGAGGAAACAUCUGGGCCAGAAGCCCUAUGAGUGCCCCGAUUGCGGGAAGAGUUUCAGCUUCACAUCUCACCUAGAGAGACACCAGCGGAUCCACACGGGGGAGAGGCCCUACCAGUGCCCUGACUGUGGGAAGAGUUUCAGCCGCAGCUCCCACCUCUACAGGCAUCAGAGAAUCCACACGGGUGAGAAGCCACACCAGUGCACAGAUUGUGGCAAAAACUUCUACCUCAGUGCGGCCACCCUCCACCACCUCCAGACAUCCCCAGCCCGGAGCAGGGAUCCCACCAAAUGCACUGAAUGUAACCGCAAGCGGAUGGCCCCACAGCCUCCGCCCCCUCCCCCUUCUCCCCCAGUGUGUACCGAGAAGCCCUAUAAAUGCCCUGACUGUGGGAAAGGAUUCGGCCAGAGUUCGUCACUGGUGAAGCACCGGCGGAUCCACACAGGAGAAAGGCCGUAUCAGUGUCUGGAGUGUGGGAAGAACUUCAGCUGGUGUUCGGCCCUGAUCAAGCACAAGAGGACCCACACAGGAGAGAAGCCAUAUCGGUGUGAAGACUGCGGGAAAGCUUUCAGCGUCAACUCCCAUUUGGAAAGGCACCAGCGUGUGCACUCUUCUGACCGGCCCCACAAGUGUGCCGAAUGUGGGAAAACCUACAGGGAACUGGCCUCGCUAGUCAAGCACCAGAAGUCCCACAUGGCCGGGAGCAAGCGCUAUCGGUGCCCUGACUGUGGGAAAAGCUUCAGCUGGAGCUCCCACCUGGAAAGACACCAAAGAGUCCACACAGGGGAGAAGCCUUACCAGUGCAGUGACUGUGGGAAGUGCUUCAGCGUCAGUUCCCACCUGGACCGCCACCGGAGAAUCCACACUGGGGAGAAACCGUACCACUGCGGCGAGUGCGGGAAGAGCUUCAGCGUCAGCUCCACGCUCUUGCAGCAUCAGCGGACUCACUCGAGCGGAAAGCCUCACAAGUGCAAGGAGUGUGGAAAGCGUUUCGUGGCCGGGGCACAGCUGCUCACGCACCAGCGGGCCCACCGGGGCGAGAAACCCUACGACUGCACGGUCUGCGGGAAGAGCUUUGGCUUCGUCUCCCACCUGGAGCGGCACCAGAGGGUCCACACGGGCGAGAAGCCGUACCAGUGCCCCGAGUGCGGGAAGUGCUUCAGCCGCAGUUCGCACCGCAACCGCCAUCAGCACACUCAUGCGGCAGAGGGGUUCCCCAAAGGGCGAUCUGAAGGCCAGAAAGGCAGCUGUGUUUCGACCGAGGCCAAGCACCCCAAGGAGCUGCUGCCUGUUGCUCCUGAUCCUCCUCCUUCUCUCAUGCCCUCCUGGUGGAGUGAGGGGGACAGGAACAGCAUCCCCCCAGCUGCUUCCACGUGGCCCGAGGCUCCACCACCUUUCCAGGGCCUCAUCCCCAAUGCUGUCCCAGCUGGAGGGCUGAGGGGAUGGGGUGGGAAGGGGUUCCUGCCUCCAGAUACAUGGAGGGUGGGGGAAAGCAGCUGUAGAUGGACGUCCCCCUACCCUCAGGAGGGAUGGCCGCAACCUCCCCCAACAUCCUAGCUGCUCAAAGCAAUUUUGUGGGAUGGAUAGGUUGAGGGAAGCAGUGAUCUUCCCUCCACACUCAACAGAUUGGGCAGAGUGCUAAUUUUGUCACAUGGGAGCCAAGGAGAGCUUGUUUGGCCUGGGUUGGGAUGGAAACCUACACGGAUAACAUCUGUCCUACAAGAGAAGGAAGCCACAUUUGUGUUCUUCUGAUGGAGGUUUACAUGGGCCUGGAACUUUUGAUGUGAGGCGUGCUCAGAGUUGCAAUAAUCCUUGGAUCCUCUGCAUUCUGAAGUGGUAGAGUAUUGUUGUAGAGUUCUUGGUACUCUCUGAGCUUGCUUGUUGCUUGCAAACAUCUGCAAGCAAACAUCUGU
Python bivittatus (Burmese python) is the source of this 3165-nucleotide messenger RNA. RefSeq lists its product as uncharacterized. Gene Ontology annotation, molecular function: RNA polymerase II cis-regulatory region sequence-specific DNA binding; DNA-binding transcription repressor activity, RNA polymerase II-specific. The record is from RefSeq and is a predicted model, not a curated record. NCBI's taxonomy places the organism in Eukaryota, Metazoa, Chordata, Lepidosauria, Squamata, Pythonidae. Gene Ontology annotation, biological process: negative regulation of transcription by RNA polymerase II; regulation of immune system process; regulation of cytokine production. Gene Ontology annotation, cellular component: nucleoplasm.